Messenger RNA from Indicator indicator, 2306 nucleotides. RefSeq names its product phosphate cytidylyltransferase 2, ethanolamine (gene PCYT2). Gene Ontology annotation, cellular component: cytoplasm. NCBI's taxonomy places the organism in Eukaryota, Metazoa, Chordata, Aves, Piciformes, Indicatoridae. The coding region runs from base 1 to 1155 and encodes 384 amino acids. Gene Ontology annotation, biological process: phosphatidylethanolamine biosynthetic process. Gene Ontology annotation, molecular function: ethanolamine-phosphate cytidylyltransferase activity. The transcript has 13 exons. The record is from RefSeq and is a predicted model, not a curated record.
AUGCUGCGCAACGGGGCGGGAGCGGGCGCCGGUGGCGGCCCCGUGGCAGGCGGCGGUGCCGUGCACAGGCCCGUACGCGUCUGGUGCGACGGAUGCUAUGACAUGGUGCACUAUGGGCACUCGAACCAGCUGCGCCAGGCUCGGGCCAUGGGAGAUUAUCUGAUUGUUGGAGUCCACACAGAUGAGGAGAUUGCCAAGCACAAGGGCCCCCCUGUCUUUACACAGGAGGAGAGGUACAAAAUGGUGCAAGCCAUCAAAUGGGUGGAUGAGAUUGCUCCAGGAGCUCCCUAUGUCACCACACUGGAAACCCUGGACAAAUAUAACUGUGACUUCUGUGUGCAUGGUGAUGACAUCACCUUAACGAUAGACGGCAAGGAUACCUACGAGGAAGUGAAGACAGCAGGGAGAUACAGGGAAUGCAAACGCACCCAAGGUGUGUCCACUACUGACCUCGUUGGCCGCAUGCUGCUCAUGACUAAGGCUCACCACAGCAACAUAGAUGAGGACCUAGACUAUCGGAAGCACACUGACAACUUUGGGAAGGGGCCAAAAGGUCACAGUCCCUGGACUGGUGUCUCGCAGUUCCUACAGACAUCUCAGAAGAUCAUCCAGUUUGCAUCAGGGAAGGAACCACAGCCAGGAGACACUAUCAUCUAUGUGGCUGGAGCCUUCGACCUCUUCCAUAUUGGGCAUGUGGAUUUCCUGGAGAAGGUUCACCAGCUGGCAGAGAAACCCUACAUCAUUGCUGGGCUGCACUUUGAUCAGGAAGUAAAUCGCUACAAAGGGAAGAACUAUCCCAUCAUGAACAUCCAUGAGAGAACACUCAGUGUCUUGGCCUGCAGGUAUGUGUCAGAAGUGGUGAUUGGAGCCCCCUAUGCUGUCACUGCUGAUCUACUGGAUCACUUCAGGGUAACACUUGUGUGUCAUGGGAUGACUGAGGUGGUGCCAGACAAGGACGGUUCUGAUCCAUACGAGGAACCAAAGAGACGUGGCAUUUUCCAGCUGGUGGACAGUGGCAGCAACCUCACCACGGAUUUAAUUGUGCAGCGAAUCAUCAAAAACAGGCUGGAGUUUGAAGCUAGGAACCAGAAGAAGGAAGCAAAAGAGCUGGCAGUGUUGGAAGCCAUGAAGAGACUGGAGGAGGAGAAGCACUAGGCCAGCAGGGAGGCAAUGUGUGGGUCGCAGAGCACCGCAGCCUCACCCUCUUGGGGAGCAGGAGAGCUCUUUGAGAGGGGACCCCUGACCAGGGGCAUUGCUGCUGGCAUGCAGGAUGUGCUGUCCUAUCCUCUUCUGUCCUAGCUCCUCCUGCACUAAUUAUGCAGACAUAACGAGUCAGGAUCCUGCUGCCUAGUUUAUCCUCCAUUAAUCAGUCCCCAUCCCCUUUCCCAGGAGGAGAUUUUAUGGAAAAAAAAAAAAAGCGGUUUUAAUUAUAACUAAUAUUUUAACACGUUGAUGUGCUUUUACCUUCUGCCAUUUCUGGCUUUUAGUAGGAGGGAAAUGGAGCAGCCACUCAGGCCCCCUGUACCCCUCCAGAUGUGGCUGUCCUGAGCGUUUCAGGCAGCCCUUUGGGCAGUGGUGGGGGUGGCUGGACAGACUGGUGAGAGAGGCUUCCCUGGGGGAAGGACACAGCACCCACAGUUCCUCCUGUGAGCUUUUGGCUGGGGAUGCUGAGCCAUUGGUGUGCAGCUGCCGGAGAUGCUGACAGGCCCUGAGGUUUGCUCUGCUAUGACUUUCAGCUGCUGCCUCUCCACAAACACCCAAAGCUACCCUGGAUGUAGCUGGAUAAAGGCUCUCUGCUGUGUCUGGGGCAGAGAAUCAUUUGCUGCCCAAGUGGCAGGCAGCAGUGUGGCAGCUGCUGAGGGGGCGUGGGGCUGGUGGCACAGGGAUCCUCACUUCUGUGGUGUCCCUGAAGGGUUGAGAGGCAUUUCCUCAUGUGAGGUGGGGGAACCCUGAGGGCUUCUGCUGAAGGGUUGCCCUGUUGUGAGGUAGCAGAAGCCAGUGCUGCAUGUGGAGCGUGCUCAGAGCCCUCCUUGCUGCUGCUGCUGGAGUUCACCUUGUGCCUGGCAGGUUCCCUGAGGGAGGGACCUUUCAGCUGACAUUUCCUGGCUGGUUUUGAGGGCUGGCAUGCAGCACACAUGCCCCUGCAGGGAGGUGCAUGGCCUGAGGAGAAUGGGUGCUGGGCUGAGCCCCCCCUUUCUGCCUCUUACAUUCCAGGGAGCUGUGGUGGGUGUCCUGGGCUGCUCCCUGCACUGUGCUGGAUGUCUUUCCACACCAGUUCUGUUGUUCUCUGUUGUAAACUUUUGUUG